This is a messenger RNA of Cygnus olor (mute swan), 6557 nucleotides long. RefSeq names its product G protein-coupled receptor kinase 7 (gene GRK7). The transcript has 4 exons. Gene Ontology annotation, cellular component: cytoplasm. NCBI's taxonomy places the organism in Eukaryota, Metazoa, Chordata, Aves, Anseriformes, Anatidae. The record is from RefSeq and is a predicted model, not a curated record. Gene Ontology annotation, molecular function: ATP binding; rhodopsin kinase activity. Gene Ontology annotation, biological process: protein phosphorylation; regulation of signal transduction; signal transduction. Bases 4077 to 5732 code for a protein of 551 amino acids.
GGCUAGUUUAAGAAUGUGCAAAAAUGGAAAUGGGAUAGUGGCAGGCAUUAAAAGCAGACGAUUCACAAAGAUGUCUGCAGUAAUGUUAGAGAUAGCCCUUCAGGUAUCUGUGUGAAAUUUUGCUUUUCAGAACAUUACAUGUUAAAAUAAGAUGCUUUUUGCAAGAAUACAGUUCAGUAAUUCUGUGAAGUAUUGCUUUUCAAUUAAAUGCAGAUGAAUAUAAACUGCCUUAUUAAGAUAGUUUAAUGUACAUCAUUGGUUAUGCAAUGUGGUAUUAGAAAGAUCAUCAUCAUCAUGCAGUUCAGGUGUAGUCGUCCUGUUUCCUGCCUUUGCUUAAAUAGACUUAAAAUCAGCUCACAACAUUUUUUUAAACUUACUAAUCUUAAAGAAAAUAAUUGUAAACACUUACUCAUUGAGUUGUUAUUACUGAGAAGAGCACGGAGGGUGGCAACUUCGUUUUCUUAGUGGCUCUCAGUAUGGCACAGAAUCACAGAAUGGUUUGGGUUGGAAGGGACCUCAAAGCCCACCCAUUCCAACCCCCGCCAAGGGCAGGGACACCUCCCACCAGCCCAGGCUGCCCAAAUCCCAUCCAGCCUGGCCUUGGGCACUGCCAGGGAUGGGGCAUCCACAGCUGCUCUGGGCAGCCUGGGCCAGGGCCUCACCACCCUCAGAGUAAAGAAUUUCUUCCUAAUGCCUAAUCUAGAUCUAUCCUUUUUCAGUUUAAAGCUGUUACUCCUUGUCCUACCACUUCCUAAUAGAGAGUCCCUCCCCAGCUUUCCUGAUGGCCCCCUUUAGGCACUGGCAGGCCGCUGUAAGGUCUCCCCGCAGCCUUCUCUUCUCCAGGCUGCACAACCCCAACUCCCUCUGCCCGCCUGCAUAGCAGAGGGGUUGCAGCCUCUGAGCAUCCUUGCAGCCCUCCCCUGGACUCACUCCAACAGCUCCAUGUCCUUGUGCUGGGGCCCAGAGCUGGGUGCAGGGCUCCGGGGGGGAUGUCACGAGAGAGAGGGACAAUCCCGUCCCCUGCCCUGCUGCCCGCACUGCUUUUGGUGCAGCCCAGGGUACGGGCAGCUUGCUGGGCUGCAAGCGCACGUUGCCAGCUCGUGUUGAGCUUCUCAUCAACCACCACCCCCAGGUCCUUCUCCUCAGGGCUGCUUUUGAUCCAUUUGAGUUACCUUGACCUGUGCUGUUAAUGUGAAUAAAUUGUUUUUUAGAUGCAGUUUUAUUGUAAUGUUAUUUUAAUUUCUAAGUAGGUUUUGUAUAAGCUCUUCAGGACUAACAUAAGUUGCUAAAAUUCAGUUUGAAGACGCUCUUGUGAGUUUCAGUCAGCUGCUCGGAAGAAUACUUUCAUUUUGUCUUGUUCUUCUAAAUGCUUUGGACAGAUAAUACUUUAUUUUAUAGGAUACAUAUUUUAGUUUUGGGAAAAAUAUUUAUAUGCAGUAUCAGGAAUUUGUACAUGUCAUAUCCGAUCUGGAUGCUCUAAGCAUUGGAUAACAGAUUCAGUGUCUCUGGCUUCGUUAAUCUGUAACUACCUAUGUACAGGCAAGCAGCUCAGCUGAGAGCGAACACGUGAGAAAUAGAUUAUAGAAUAUCUUGUAGAGUAGUAAAUAGAGGUUCACCUAGAGUAUAGGGGAAUUAAUUUCAAGUCUUUGCAUAUUUUCUUUGCAAUUUAGAGAAGAUUAGCUUAGGUCUCAGUUUUGCUGUGAGCUUUGCACCAGACAGAUGCCUAUGCAAGAUAAAUUUCUCUUCUGCUCCAAAUCCUCCCUGGUGUUCCAUUAGCACAGUUCUUAAUAAGUACCCCUUUUUAGUCCUGAAUUUGUUCACCUCUUGUACAUGCAAAGUAAAUCAGUUUUGCUUCUCACCCAAACAUACUAUUUUAUGGGUUAGGUGACACUAACUUCAAUAGCCAUUAUCAACUCAUAGAUUAAUGCCGAUCUAUUUUUUUCUGCUGUUUAAUACGUGCCAGGCAGAUUUGGAUAAUGCAGCAAAUCUAGCUAGGGUUGUCUCUCAAAAGUGGCUGGAGUAAUGAGUAUGUGUCUGAAGAUCAUAUUGUCACACUUAGCUUUUUUAGGAAGUUACCUUGUUUUACAGAAAGUGUUAUGUUCUGUAGAAAUCAGGAACGAUUCUAAUGAAUAGAGCAGAAUGAUUUUUUGAAGCUGUGAAUGUGCCAUGCUUAUGCAGAUACUGUAAACCGAGUAAUUUCUUGACUUGCUUAGAUAAGAUUCUAUCACUAGCUGUAUAGGCUUGAGUUCCCCCUUAGGGCCCCAGUCACCAGCGCUUCGUACUGCUACUUGGAAUUUGAGCUACGGUGGCAUUUUGCUAAAUGUGAAAAAGAUGCUGCUGAAUGUUAGGGCCUGAAAUUAGGGCCUCCUCUCCUUUUUUGUUCUGAGGCUGUUAUGGGAAUAUGUUGCUGCGGACACCAUUUUCAGAACUACAGGCACUUCUUCCUUUGACAUUUCUGUAGUCUUCCUUCCUCUGCUGGCUGCAUCGUUCAGCCGUUUAUGUAACCUUCUCGUGCCCCGUGCUUGCAUUCACCUGCCUGAAUUAGAGACUGCUGUAGCAAGCAUGGCUUUCAGACGUUCUGCGUUAGAGCACACCGCCUCCUCACGCACAGUUUGCAAUGGAUGGGCCUGUCAGUCAUCACUAGAAAAACUCUCACACACUCGGUAGAAUAUAACCAUAAGGCAUAUGUCAAAUGGAUUCAAUGCAGAUGGGAUUAAGCAUAUAAAAGCAAAAUAUUUCGUACUAGUAGAGUGACAAAAAGCAACCAAGAAGGGCUUAUCACUAACAUUAAGGAGUCUGAGAAAUGCCCAUUGUUACUCCUAAUGUUUAGCGUUUGUGAUUCAGCACUUCUACUUCUUUUGGUUAAGAGAGUGGGAGAAAAAAAAAGGAAACUGUCUUUGCAUAGCUUGACCCGAUUGCUACUGGAGAAAUCAUGGAGCUGCUUUACCUUUCCCAUAAUAUCUUACUUAAAUAGAAAGACAGUUUUCAGAGGCCAAACCACAUGACUCCACAGCAGAAGAGUGCUUAGCCUAGUGAGCACUGCAUAGGAUAUUUAUUAUUUUGGAAAAAAUGGGGCUCAGACUUCCUGGUAGGCAGCCCACCGAGUGAAGUCACAUGGAUUUUUGGCUUCACUUGAUUAUAAUUGGCUUUGUCCUGUUGUUGAUGCUACCUCAGCCAUACACCGUUGCCACCUUGUCAUCCUGCCACUCAUGGCCAUAAUACCAACUCAGAAGGGAAAAUGAAGAGAGGCCACGAUAUGGUAUGGAAGUGGCUUGGCAAGAUUUGGCCAGUCAUUUGAAAUGUGUUUUUCCUCUUCUUGUGGGCUGGAGCUGAGGUCAGAGCUCUGUGCUGUUUCAUAUGUAGGGAUCAUUAUUUUUAGAGCAGCAGCAGUUCUUAGCCUCUGCGUGUAAUCCGCUUUCUGUUCCUUCAGAUGGAGCUGCGUGAGGCGUCAAGGUUUGCAUGAAGUAUCUGUGGAGCUCAGAGUCACUACUGUUGAGUAUAACUUGAGCUUUGGAAGUGUGGAUGCUCAAAGCACUGAGUAGUGUGAAAAUUAAAAGCUCAAUGACUGAUGGUGUUCACCAUGUCAAGAGCAAGGGAGGUAAGAAGCUGUUCUCUUACCUGUGAGCAGUGUGCCACUGGGACUGGUGAGUGCUUGUGGUACAGACAGGAAUUUUGCGUGUUCUCAGCAGCCAUUGACAGUGUGUACAGAGUGGAUAACGGUACAUUUAAAGGGUGUCAGGGCUUGUUCAUGAAACACCAGCUGAACUGCAUUUGUUUGGUGCUGCCAGUGAGAAGGUUUGCCUAGGGUGUCAUCCCUCAGCUAUAGAUAGCAAACUCAAAGCUCCUUACAAAGAAACCUCUUACCAGUCACUUUCCACAAAUGGUGCAUGUACCCAAAGGUACUUAGUGAAAAUCCUUGAGAGGUAUUUAAUGCAAAAGCAGUUAGUCUCUCCAGUGUGUUUCAGAAGCCCCCACACACCACUGGCAGGGAGAGGUGCAGGGCAGCAUCAGCGCAGCACUUGGGCCAGUUCCUUGUUUUCUCUAACCGGGCUCUGCCACCCCAAGAGCUUGCCAAGAUGUGUGACAUGGGGGGGCUUGACAACCUGAUUGCCAACACAGCCUAUCUGCAGGCCAGGAAGAGUGGAGAUGGAGACACCAAGGAGAUGCAAAAGAGGCGUAAGAGCCUCUCGCUGCCCAAGGUUGAUCAGUGCGGAGAGAUUAGGCAGUCCAUUGCUGCUGAUUACGGGAGCAUCUGUGAGCAGCAGCCCAUCGGCAAGAGAUUCUUCAGAGACUUCUUAGAGACGGUGCCGGCACAUUUGGUAGCGAGGGACUUCCUGGAUGAGGUGUCAAACUGGGAGUUGGCAGAGGACAAUGUCAAGAGCAGUACCAUGGAGAACAUGAUGACCAACUUUCUUAAGACAGGCGCCAAAAACUAUCUGGCUUUCAUGAGCUCUGACUUGGUCAGCAAAUGCCAGGCAGCCACUGAGAAAGACUAUGAGAAUGUUGUCCAGCUGGCCAAGGAGGAAACCAAACUCUUCCUUCAAGGCAAGCCCUUUCAGGACUUCCGGAGCAGCCCCUUCUAUGACAAAUUCCUCCAAUGGAAAGUUUUUGAGAAGCAGCCAGUAACUGAUAAAUACUUCUAUGAGUUCCGAGUGCUGGGCAAAGGUGGCUUCGGAGAGGUUUGUGCCAUCCAGGUGAAAAAUACUGGCAAGAUGUAUGCCUGCAAGAAACUGGAUAAGAAAAGGUUGAAAAAGAAAGGUGGAGAGAAGAUGGCACUACUGGAGAAAGAAAUCCUGGAGAAGGUCAACAGCCCUUUCAUAGUCACAUUAGCUUAUGCCUAUGAGAGCAAAAGCCAUCUGUGUCUGGUCAUGAGCCUCAUGAAUGGAGGGGAUCUGAAAUACCACAUCUACAAUGUGGGAGAAAGGGGUUUAGAAAUGAACAGGGUAAUCUAUUACUCAGCUCAGAUCACCUGUGGGAUUCUGCAUCUCCAUUCCAUCAAGAUCAUAUACCGGGACAUGAAGCCAGAAAACGUCCUCCUGGAUGAUAACGGUAACUGCAGACUCUCUGAUCUUGGAUUGGCAGUGCAAGUAAAAGAGGGAAAAACCAUCACUCAGAGGGCUGGGACAAAUGGUUAUAUGGCUCCGGAAAUCCUGAAGGAAGAAAAUUACAGCUAUCCUGUGGACUGGUUUGCUAUGGGAUGUAGUAUUUACGAGAUGAUUGCUGGGCGAACACCAUUCAAGGAUUUCAAAGAAAAGGUCGGUAAGGAUGAGGUUAAAAGAAGAACUCUGGAAGAUGAGGUGAAAUUUGAACAUGCCAGCUUUACAGAGGAAGCAAAAGACAUUUGUCGACUGUUUUUGGCUAAGAAAACAGAGGAUCGUUUAGGAAGCAGAAAUGAAGAUGAUGACCCAAGAAAACAUAGCUUCUUCAAAACAAUAAAUUUCCACAGGCUAGAGGCAAACCUUAUUGACCCUCCAUUUGUGCCAGAUCCAUCUGUUGUCUAUGCCAAAGAUGUUGCAGACAUUGCUGACUUCUCUGAAGUACGAGGAAUUGAGUUUGAUGACAAAGAUAAGAAGUUCUUCAAAAAGUUUGCGACAGGUGCUGUCCCGAUACCCUGGCAGGAAGAAAUUAUUGAAACUGGACUGUUUGAAGAACUGAAUGAUCCCAACAGAGUAGAUUCUGGGGGUUAUGCAAAUGGUGGUGAAGCUAAGUCAGGAGUUUGUUUGUUGUUAUAAAUAACAGGUCAUUAACAAAAAGAGUAGAAACCACCUCAGAACUUUCCAUAUUCUCAAACAGUUUCAGAAACUCAGUGCAUCUGUUUAAGAAGAACCAAUCAGUGUAAUAUGACAUUGACAGGCUAUGUAGACCGCCAGCUUUAUAGACUAUAUUAUUUUCCUUUGUUUUAGCAAAGGGGAUAUUUUUGUUUUAUUGGAGACUUACCAAAAUGAAGAACCAUAUUUCUCUAAAAACACUUAAAAUGAUAGAAAUUCUGACAUACCAAAAGCAAUAAUAGAGUGAAGAGGCAACCCCUUUUGAAAAUGACUGACUGUUCCAUUUUGGAUACAAUCAUUUAUUGGUUUUCUUUCUAUUUUCUUGUCAUUUCUACUAAUGUUUUCUCUUUGUUGUAAAGUUUUCAGGACAGAUUUUUUAAUUUUCAAGGAAUAUUCUCAGUUAGACAAUGGAGCUCAUAUACCAUGUCAAACUUGGAAUCUUACUGCCUAGCCAGUCUGUCUGUUGUUUUUUUAAUUUCUGAUAGUUUUUGAAUGGUUUGGUUGUCAUAAAAUGUAAAAGAAGGCUCUACAGAUCACUAGGAAAUGAGACUGCCAGGAUCAAACUCUUCUUUUAAAUCUGAUUUUAACAAAGUGAAGAUAAGAUUGCACCAAUAUAAUUGAAUAAAGCAUCUAUUUAUUAUUAUUAUUUUGUUUUAAGUUGUAAUACCGUAUACAAAGAAAAUGUAUUUAUAAGUGAAUACACAUUCUUUUUGACAAUCAAUUUCGACCUUUUUCAGGUUUCCUGAUAGUAUUUCUGUAUUUUGGUGAUAAAUUAAACUGUAAAUAGAC